Paramuricea clavata is the source of this 1885-nucleotide messenger RNA. The record is from the annotation of a GenBank genome assembly. NCBI's taxonomy places the organism in Eukaryota, Metazoa, Cnidaria, Anthozoa, Malacalcyonacea, Plexauridae.
GUUUUUUUUGUCUUAUGUUUUCAUUCUAGUCUCAAAACGUGAGAUCGGGCGGCGUCCAUGGUUCAAACAGCGAUACAAUCAUAACACCCGUUAUAUCCCUCAGCACCCCAUCGUAUUCUGGUUCCAAUCCAUUGAGCACCCCCGUCAUGCCUAUCAAUACACCGAUGUCGCACUCUGGUCCUCCGUUUCACUCGUCCUACGAUCAAUUUUCAGUGGAACCGGGGGAAAGCAAUUCUCGUGUAGCCCCGGCACAAUAUUUAACCUUGCAACAUAACCAACAUCUUUUUGCUCAACAAAUGGCCAUGCAAAGCAUGCUAGGGUAAGGAUAAAAUCUUGUGUGAAAAUUUCACUACUUAAGCCCUGGGCAAACUAGGAAACAUUGUUGCGGAAACAUUUGUGAUUCUCGAUGUUUCCUUAAAUGUUUCCAUGUUUGCCCACCCGUGGAAACAUUGUUGCGGAAACAAAAUUUGCUUCCCGGGAAGCAAAAAUGUUUCCUACCAACUUCAGAAACAUUUGAUGUUUCCCUAUGUUUCUCACUAAUGUUUCCCAGUGUUUGCCCACUCUGGGAAACAUGGCGAAACAGUGGUAGGAAACGAUGUUUCCGCAACAAUGUUUCCUAGUUUGCCCAGGGCUUUAGGAAGCAUCUUGUCUACUCAUAAAUAUACCAAAAUCCAGUAUGCUCAUGAGCAUGCUCAUAUAUUCCCAAAUCUGUUAUACACAUGAGCAUUUAUCUCCUUAUUUAGGGCACGUACUUCCCAAAACUCCUGAUUUUUUCCACCCCCGAGGAGAGGGGGGGGGGGUAUUUAUAUGCCCAACCCACCUCCGAUUUUCAAGAUUGCUUUCGAAUCUAAAAAACUAAAACCUAAUCUGUCAUUUUUCAGGGGGAAUUCAUUAGGUGGGGGUGGCAUGGCGAACCGUCGCAUCCCGGGCUCUAAUAUGGCUGUGGUGGUGAAGUCUGAACCGCCCUCGGAGAAUGAUCCCAUAUCACCGGGUUCCCGGUCCCCGCUAUCUCCGACCUCAUCUUACAACAGUCGCCGACCGCGCGAGAAAGAUGGACUGGACGGAGGAGACCCAAAACGCGUAAGACUGGACGCGAAUCACAACGAUAGGUGGCGUUAGCAAUAGUCACGGAAUUACUAGCUGUGUUUUAUGCAGCUUUUGUCACUGACCUCAAAAUUAGAUUGGAUUGCUCAACGCAGCGGAAAAUGGAUGACUUUCGAUUUUUUGCCAGUCACUGAUCCGAAACUGGAGCUGGAUAGCGAACCCUUUUGAAUUAAAUGAGCCAGAAACUGUUAGAAACUCCCCUGAAGGCUCAUUCACAUUUGCAAUUUUUGGUGCGAUGUUAGGUGAGAUUUUCUUCUCCUGAUGUAUGUGAAAGAGUGGAUGAGUUAGGAGUUUUCAGGUUAGGGUACAUAUACUCAAAUCAUUCAUAGUUUAUUUACUCAUUCACAUCCAUCAGAAAAGAAAAGACACUAGAAAUUGGAAGCAAUACCACAGUAGAUUCGUGCUGGUCACAUUAAUAUGGCCGACGUUGGCUUCAUUUAUGCGUAGUGUGGAUGCUCUAUUUUCGGAUCAGUGAUCACAGUUGUUCAAUCCAGUCUUAUCUAGAGUUCAGUGAGUUUGUAAAUAUUUAGUUUUACAAAUGUUUUAUCAUAGACGUAUCAUAGUAUUAUCCCGCUCUUUUUAAAAGAGAAUAUCAUCGCUCGUGUUCAUUACUUGCUGCUAGAGAAAGGCUUUAGAGACCUGUUCAGUGACUAGAACUGUGUAAAUAGAAAUGCGAACUUGGGUGCUUUUCAAAGGCAUACACUUCAGUGCGUUACCGCGUUAAUUAUUAGGUACAAUACAUAGACAAUUUCGCAAUGCCAAUAUAACUGCAAGAAACAGU